Drosophila elegans is the source of this 627-nucleotide messenger RNA. RefSeq lists its product as uncharacterized. The coding region runs from base 124 to 540 and encodes 138 amino acids. The record is from RefSeq and is a predicted model, not a curated record. NCBI's taxonomy places the organism in Eukaryota, Metazoa, Arthropoda, Insecta, Diptera, Drosophilidae. The transcript has 4 exons.
AUAACUUUGCGUUCAGUGUCAAAACCUACACAAUUGCCAACAAUCUAAAAAACCCUCACUCGAACCGAAAGUCUUAACCCAGUGAAAACGAAGGGCCUUAAAACUCGAUAGACCAUCGGCAAGAUGAUCUACCUACAGAAUUGCUGUUGCUGCGUGGAUCUGCGUAUCGGUACCAUUAUAAUCGGCGUUUUGCACAUUUUAGCCGAUGUUCUGGGAGGGACUUUUGUGGCAUUAUUUGGGGAGUCUGGCAUUCCCGAUUUGGGCCAUACUCUGUUCAUUAUUUUCAUGAUGCUGCACAUUCUGAGCUGCGUCUUCCUGAUCAUCGGCUGCUUUCGGCUAAGAAGCAACUGGAUGCUAUUCUACAUAAUAAUGACUAUGAUCAUGGCAUUGGCCAUGCUAAUACUUAUUGCAUCAGACGUCAUACUAGAGAUUUGGUUCUGGGUCAUGAUCACCUAUGCCUUUAUGUUCUUUAUUUGCCUAUACUUCUGGCUGGUGGCCUACUCCUUCUAUGCCGCCUUGGGAGGAGCUCUGUUCCUCUGAGAUCGCCUGAUCCUGAUCUUAUGCCACCUAGUUGUUGUAUCAAAUUUUACGGUGCUGGUAGUAAUAAAACCUUUGGUUCUCUGACAA